Agelaius phoeniceus (red-winged blackbird) is the source of this 1606-nucleotide messenger RNA. RefSeq names its product natriuretic peptide receptor 3 (gene NPR3). Gene Ontology annotation, biological process: signal transduction. NCBI's taxonomy places the organism in Eukaryota, Metazoa, Chordata, Aves, Passeriformes, Icteridae. The record is from RefSeq and is a predicted model, not a curated record. Gene Ontology annotation, cellular component: membrane. Gene Ontology annotation, molecular function: natriuretic peptide receptor activity; peptide hormone binding.
AUGCCGCCCUGGCUGCUCGGCAGCCUCUGCUGCGUGCUGGCGGCGCGGGCGGCGCUGGGCGGCGGCCCCGCGGGCGAGAAGGAGGAGGAGAAGCUGAUCCGGGUGCUGGUGCUGCUGCCGCAGGACGACGCCUACCUCUUCUCGCUGGGGCGGGUGCGGCCGGCCAUCGAGUACGCGGUGCGGAGCCUGCGGGAGAGCGGCACGGGUCUGCCGCCCGGCUACGCCUUCCAGAUCACCUACGAGGACUCGGCGUGCGGCAACCGCGCCCUGUUCAGCCUGGUGGACAUGGUGGCCCUGCAGCGCCGCCGCCCCGACCUGCUGCUGGGGCCGGUGUGCGAGUACGCGGCGGCGCCGGUGGCGCGGCUGGCCGCGCACUGGGACGUGCCGAUGCUGUCGGCGGGAGCGCUGGCCGCCGGCUUCGGCGCCAAGGGCGGCGAGUACUCGCACCUCACCCGCGUCGCGCCCGCCUACGCCAAGAUGGGAGAGAUGCUGCUGGCCCUUUUCCGCCACCACCAGUGGAACCGGGCCACGCUGCUCUACAGCGACAGCAACCCCGAGCGCAGCUGCUACUUCGCCAUGGAGGGCGUCCAUGUGGUCUUCCAGGAGGAGGCUUUCCACAUGGCCGUGCACAGCUUCGACGAGACCAGCCGGCACCUCGACAUCGACGACGUCGUCCGCGCCCUCCAGACGGGAGAGAGGGUUGUAAUCAUGUGUGCCAGCGGUGACACUAUCAGGAACAUCAUGCUGGCUGCUCAUCGGCAAGGAAUGACCAAUGGGGACUAUGCUUUCUUCAAUAUUGAACUCUUCAACAGCUCAUCAUAUGGAAAUGGCUCUUGGAGAAGAGGAGACAAACAUGAUCUUGAAGCCAAGAAAGCAUAUUCAUACCUCCAAACUGUCACUCUCCUGAGGACUGUGAAGCCUGAGUUUGAGAAGUUUUCCCUGGAGGUGAAAAGUUCUGUUCAGAAGCAAGGUCUUCGUGAAGAUGACUAUGUGAACAUGUUUGUGGAAGGAUUCCAUGAUGCUGUUCUUCUUUAUGCUCUAGCUUUACAGGAAGUCCUGAAAAUCGGUUUCAGUAAGAAAGAUGGGGAAAAAAUUGUUCAACAAACACGGAACAGAACAUACGAAGGCAUUGCUGGGCAGGUGUCCAUUGAUGCCAAUGGAGACAGAUAUGGGGAUUUCUCUGUGAUUGGAAUGACAGACCCGGAGGCAGGCACACAGGAGGUGAUUGGGGACUACUUUGGAAAGGAGGGGCGGUUUGAAAUUCGCCCGAAUGUGAAAUACCCGUGGAACCACGGCAGGCUGCGCCUCGAUGAAAGCCGGGUUUCAGAGCACACCAACAAUACACCAUGCAAAUCAUCAGGUGGUCUAGGAGAAUCAGCAGUUACAGGAAUAGUUGUGGGCGCCUUGCUUGGAGCAGGAUUGCUAAUGGCUUUUUACUUCUUCAGAAAGAAAUACAGAAUAACUAUUGAGAGACGAAGUCAACAGGAGGACUGUAACAUGGGGAAACAUCGGCAGUUACGUGAAGACUCCAUUAGAUCUCAUUUUUCUGCUGCAUAAAGAAGAUGAAAAAGAAUCCCAUUCUUCCUAGGGAAAAGAAAGAAUUAGA